UUCUUAUUUUUGACGACCGUAAACAAACAUUUUUAUCUUUGGAACACGUGUAUUUCAUAGUUUUAAAUUAAUUUGACUUUGUAUUCUUUUUGUAAUUUUUAAAAAAAUAUGACUGUCAGUAAAGCUAAAGAAACUGUUGAUCUAAAAGUAAAACUACGUUCUGGUGCUAGUGUUGUGAGAGUUAGACCUUUAUUUACUCGAGACUCCAAAUACCUUGUUAUUGCUUGUGGAUCUGAUGUAAAAGUACAUAGCAUUCAAAGUGGAGAAUGUGUUCACAUUUUAAGAUAUCAUAAAACAAGAGUUAUAAGUCUACAAGAAAAUAAAACAAAUCAUUUACAGGUUUUUAGUUGUUCAGAUGAUGGAAUUGUUGUACGUUGGGAUCACUCUGAAGGAAAAUGUUUACAGGUUUAUAAUCUGCGCAUGCCUGUUUCAUCUUUUUAUAUUCCAAGUAGUGGCAACACUUGGUUUGUUUCCAAAAAAGUGGAAAGUCAAGAUCAGCAUAGAUUGUAUUCUCUUAUUUCGAAACCUACACGGAGUGAAAACAUCCAAAUGAUUGUUAGUCCAGUUCUUCCAUAUGAAAAUGCAAUAUCUUUUGGCUCUGAGGGCAAGUUUGUUGCAUCUAUUCAUGGAAAUUCAUUGACAGUUGUUAAAUUGGAUGUAAAAGCAGUUGCUAAGCACUUAACUGGAGAACGAACCCUUAAGUGUGUUACUUGCCAUCCAUCUGAUUUUAUACUUGCAACUGGAGAUGAUCAGGGUAGAAUUCUGGUUUGGUCUAACCUUUUGGAUACCAAAAGUCCAAUUCGUUCCAUUUAUCAUUGGCACACUUUACCAGUGGCUGAUAUUGUGUUUUCAACAGAAGGAUCAUAUUUGUAUAGUGGAGGAGGAGAAGCUGCUUUAGUCAAGUGGAAUCUAUUUUCAGAUGAGAAAUCUAUCCUACCACGUUUAGGUGCUCCCUUUUAUCGGCUAAAUACUUCUUUUGAUAGCAGUUUUGUUGUGACCGCACACACUGACAACUCAUUACAAAUUAUUAAUUCUCAGAAGAUUGUGGUUCAGAUGAUACAGGGUUUAACUCAAGGUCACUUCCAAGGUGCAAAAACUGCUAAUGUGCUGCCAACUGGUCUUCUGUAUGAUCCUCUUAACAAAGCUCUUGUGUUAAAUGGAAAACCUGGUCAUUUGCAGUUUUAUAAUAUAAAUGAGGAUAAGCAAUUAUUCAAUUUGGAUAUAUCAGGAAGAAAUUUUAUCAGUCAAGAGCGUGAAAAUGUGGUUCUAAAUACAGAUGUGCAAAAAGCGGCCAUUGAUGACAAAGGACAAUGGCUGGCAACUGCUGAAUUUUGGGAUGAUGGAGAAACAAGCCCACAGAUUUGGCUCAAAUUCUGGGAAUUUGAUGUUUCUAAACGAACUUUUGUUCUAAACACAAAUGUUAUUCUACCGCACAACAAAGAAGUAAAUUGCAUCUUGUUUCAACCUCGAAUAGCAUCUCAGGAUAUGCCACUUGCCAUAACUACUAGCAAUGAUUGUCGAUUUAAAAUAUGGAGCUUAAAAGAUGAUAUUCGAUAUGAUGAUAAGCAAAGUUGGACUUGUGAAUCAAUGGGCUGCUUUCGGAACUUACCUGCUGAGGAUGCUUGUUUUUCAGAAGAUGGAUCCUUACUUGCUGUUUCAUUUGAUAAUAUGGCUACUCUGUGGACUCUUGAUAAACCUUCUCUCAAAACUAUGCUAUGCCAUAAAAAUAAGAGCAAUAAAAUUAGGCAACUGGUAUUUGGCAGGCAGUCAGGCUGUCACCUUCUCAUUUGUCAUGAUGCUGAUUCAAUCAUUGCAUGGGAUGUGCUGUCGCUUUCAAUGAAAUGGAUAGUUCAUACAUCUGUGGAAAGAAUUGUUGCUGACAGUACUUCAGAUAUUAUUGCUGCUUUCUGUAGUGACCAUACUUUGAAUUUGUUUAAGCCAGAUAAUCCAGGGCCUCUUUAUACUGUUGAAAAUGUUAGCCAAAAGCCUAUAAUUGCAGCCAUCUUUGUUCCUCUUAAAGAAGAAAAUUCUUCCUUUCUCAAAACCUCACAAUUGUUCUUUUUUGAUGAAGAUCAGAACUUGCUUACUUUGACUGAUGAAGAAAAUGAAAUGGAAAGUCCUGACACAAAAGAGAUGACAGUGCAUCAAAAUUUGCCAGCUACUCCUUUUGCAAUGCUUCAAGCUGAGAGUAAAGUAUCAACUGUUGAGGAAGUUGAAAAGAAGCCUUUAGUUGAUGUAUCAAUGUUUGAGCAUCGUGAUAUUGAAAUUUCUUGUCCCACAUUUCUGAACCCUAGGUUAAUUUGUUCCAGAAUUCUUCAAUCCUUAUUAAUACCUGCUCCAGAGAGUGAUAUUUUGCAAGAUAAAACAUUGAACUUUUGAUGAUGGUUAACAUUACAUGGAAAAAUAAAGAUGCAUCACUUACCAUAUUUUUAUGAAUAAAUAUGUAUAUACAUUUAUGUACAGAGUUCUGUGUAAAUAAAUAUUUUUAAAGUA
Argiope bruennichi is the source of this 2493-nucleotide messenger RNA. Its product is annotated as WD repeat-containing protein 75-like. Gene Ontology annotation, cellular component: nucleolus. NCBI's taxonomy places the organism in Eukaryota, Metazoa, Arthropoda, Arachnida, Araneae, Araneidae. Gene Ontology annotation, biological process: positive regulation of rRNA processing; positive regulation of transcription by RNA polymerase I. Gene Ontology annotation, molecular function: protein binding; RNA binding. The transcript is spliced from 20 exons. The record is from RefSeq and is a predicted model, not a curated record. The coding region runs from base 109 to 2379 and encodes 756 amino acids.